UGGUCCUGGUCCUGGUCCUGGUUCUGGGUCUGGAUCUGACUAAUAGUAACAUUUACAUACUGUGGAUCAGAGAUGUCGUCUGGAUCAGAACCUCCAGAAUCUGGACUAAAGUCGGUCAGAAGAUCUCCACGUCUGUCUCCUCAGAGCAGUGGAGUUGAAGGAAAGAAGGAGGAGAAGAAAGGAGGGAGCAGUCUGCAGGAGGUGAAGAGGAGAGGAAAGAUGGAGAGGAGCAGAGAAGAAGAGGAGGAGAUGAACGACAGACUGAAGAAGCUGGAUCUGUCCAGUCGAUCAGCAGCUACUGGAACUGGUCUGGUUUACUCCAAGGUCUUCACCCACCACAAGAACCUGUGGGACCCCAGUCACCCAGAGUGUCCGGACCGAGUGACGUCCAUCAUGGAGGAGUUGGACAGACAGGAGCUGCUGUCUCACUGCAUCACAGUGGAGCCCAGAGAAGCUUCAGAAGAAGAGCUGCUGCUCGGUCACAUGAAACAUGUGGAUUUGAUGAAGUCGACUCAGACGAUGACGCAGAGUGAACUCCAAACUCUGUCUGAGAAAUACGACUCAGUUUACAUUCAUCCUGAGUCUUUCCAGGUGAGUGUGUUGGCGGUGGGUUCAGUUCUCCAGCUGGUUGAUCGGGUUGUGACCUCUGAACUCAGGAACGGAUUUGCCAUCAUCAGACCUCCAGGUCAUCACGCUCAGUGUAACGAGGCGAAUGGUUUCAGCAUCUUCAACAACGUGGCAAUCGCAGCUCGAUACGCUCGGACCAGACACUCAGUCAGCAGGGUGCUGAUUGUGGACUGGGACGUUCAUCAUGGUCAGGGUGUCCAGUAUCUGUUCCAGGAAGACCCCAGCGUCCUGUACUUCAGUGUCCACAGGUAUGAGGGCGGGUCUUUCUGGCCCCACCUCCCAGAGUCGGACAGCCAGUUUGUCGGCAGUGGACGAGCUGAAGGCAGAAACAUCAACCUGCCCUGGAACAAGACCGGAAUGACAGACGCUGAUUACAUCACAGCUUUUCAACAACUGCUGCUUCCUGUAGCUCAUGAGUUUCAGCCUCAGCUGGUUCUGGUCUGUGCUGGAUUUGAUGCUGCAGUCGGAGAUCCAAAGGGGGACAUGCGUGUCAGUCCUCAGUGUUUCCAUGUUCUCACUCACAUGUUGAUGAGUUUGGCUGAAGGUCGACUUGUUCUCGCCCUCGAGGGAGGUUAUGACCUGCAGUCGACAGCAGAGGGCGCUGCUGCCUGUGUCAGAGCUCUGCUGGGAGGAGCCUGUCCUCCUCUGACUCCGCCCACCGCCCCAUCUGACAGUGCUUUGCAGUCUGUCUCUCAGACCAUCUCAGCUUUGUAUCCACACUGGGCGUGUCUACAGAUUCUGGAAGGUGUCUCAUUGGCCAAGGGGAGUGUCAUCAGAGAAACCAAUAAGCAGAGUGCUAAGCAAUCUAGCCCCGCCCGUUAUGUUGCUACGACAACAGGUCUGGUUUAUGAUGAGCGGAUGAUGGAGCACAUGAACAUGUGGGACAGACAUCAUCCUGAGCAGCCUCAGAGGAUCUUUAAAAUCUUCUCCAAACAUCAACAGCUGGGAUUGGUCGAUCGUUGCCAGCGGAUACCAGCUCGCUUAGCAACAGAGGAGGAGCUGUCCAGGUGUCACAGUGUGCAGCACAUCGAGCAGAUGAAGAGCACGGCGGUGAUGAAGCCCAGAGAUUUACACAAACUUGGAGUCGAGUUCAACUCGAUCUACAUCAACAACCAGAGCUACAGGAGCGCUCUGCUCGCUGCUGGAGGCUGCUUCAACGCCGUGGAGAGCAUCCUCACAGGACAGGUGAGUAACGGCGUGGCGAUCGUCCGUCCUCCUGGUCAUCACGCAGAGAGAGAUUCUCCGUGCGGUUUCUGCUUCUUCAACACGGCAGCGCUCGCCGCUCGCCACGCCCAAAACAUCUCCCAUGAUGCACCGCUGCGCGUUCUCAUCCUGGACUGGGAUGUUCACCAUGGCAACGGGACGCAGCACAUGUUUGAGGAUGACGACAGCGUCCUGUAUGUCUCCCUCCAUCGCUAUGACAACGGGAUGUUCUUCCCGUCCUCAGAGGACGCCGCCCCCGACAGGGUGGGCGUGUCCAAGGGGGCGGGGUUUAACGUCAAUGUAGCGUGGAAUGGAGGGCGGAUGGGCGACUCUGACUACCUCGCCGCCUUUCACCACGUGGUCAUGCCGAUCGCCACCGAGUUUGACCCUGGUCUGGUGCUGGUGUCAGCCGGGUUCGAUGCGGCUCGGGGGGAUCCGCUGGGCGGAUAUCAUGUGACCCCGGAGGGAUACGCCCACCUCACACACCAGCUGAUGUCACUAGCAGGGGGGCGUGUCCUACUCAUACUGGAGGGAGGUUAUAACUUAACAUCCAUCUCUGACUCCAUGGCGAUGUGCACCAGCGUGUUGCAAGGAGACCCCCCUCCCUCCUUAGUGACACCCCUCCCCCCUCCUCAUCACAGCGCCGUAGCAACAAUCAACGAGGUCAUCAGACACCACGCCCCCUACUGGAGGUCACUGAGGAUCCACAUCCCAGAGUGUGUGCGGGCGUCCCUGCCCGCCCUGAAGCAUCGUGGGAAACGUAGUUCUAAAGGAAAAGGCAGGAAGUCGGACAAACCACCGCUGCCUCCUACAGGACAGGAGGCGCACAGCCUGGAGCAGCUCACGCAGGGAUUGGCCAGUUUGGACAUCAGUCAAAUCUCAGCCAGUCACACGCCUGCCACGUCCACAGCAGUGGGUGGGGCCAGGCCGAAGGUCCGCCUCAGCCCGGAGAAGGUCACCUGUGGAGGUGAAGUGACACUUGGGCAGAGCCAAUCAGCAGAGAGCAUGGAGCUGCAGACCCAGACGGUUGUCGUGGCAGCGUCAGAGUCGGUUGCCGCUGGAGAGAAAUGUACAAGUGAAGGGGGGGCGGAGCCAGAGACAGAGGGAGCGUGUGGUUGGUCAAAGCGUCAGACGUCUCUGGAGCUGAUGUGUGGAGGACAGACGGCCCCUCUGUACGUAGUGGACCCUCUGUCUUGGUGUCCUCACCUGGACUCCGUUAAGUCCCCCCCACCCUCAGGUAUAGAUGUCUCCCUGUUGUGUCAGGACUGUGGGUCUGAUGCUGAGAACUGGACCUGUCUCACCUGCUACCAGGUGUUCUGUGGUCGUUAUGUUAAUGAGCAUAUGGUGACUCACGGCGUGAUGUCAGAACAUCCCAUGGUGCUUAGCUUCUCUGACCUCUCCGUGUGGUGUUACCUGUGUGAGGCCUACGUCCACCACCAGGUAACAGACACAGUACAGACCACAAACAGAUAAACAACAGAUAAUAAA
This is a messenger RNA of Larimichthys crocea (large yellow croaker), 3318 nucleotides long. RefSeq names its product histone deacetylase 6 (gene hdac6). The record is from RefSeq and is a predicted model, not a curated record. The transcript has 27 exons. The coding region runs from base 73 to 3303 and encodes 1076 amino acids. Gene Ontology annotation, molecular function: zinc ion binding; histone deacetylase activity. Gene Ontology annotation, cellular component: histone deacetylase complex. Lineage: Eukaryota; Metazoa; Chordata; Actinopteri; Sciaenidae. Gene Ontology annotation, biological process: epigenetic regulation of gene expression.